AUGACGGCCGUCCUGCCCCAAGGACUGAUUAACGCAAAUCCCGAUGUCCAACAGUAUGCUCUCGAUGACUCGAGCGUCGAAAUCACCAACGGAGAAGUGCUUAGCAAGUUUUGGAAAGUGUACGCCAUUCAAAGUGAUGCUACCCGGGACGAUACCUCUGUGAGGUUGCGAAACUUGUUCUGGAGAGUAUGGAGCAGUCCACCCCUCACCCAGUCCAUGACAUCUGCGCGACUGAUGCGUUUGUGGAAUCAAUGCACUCAAGAUUUCGACUUGACCCCGGUUGACCAUGGUGGCAAGCUGCCUCACCGAGUUAUAACCCAGGGUCCCUCUACCUCGCGCCAGACUCCAAAUACACCCUCUCCGUUGUCUCCUACCUCUGAGCUCCAUCAGACAACGGUUUCCACUCCACGAGCUAGACCACAUACUGUACCCUCGCUGCAAGAUUUCAGAUUUCCAUCCGCGGCGGCCAACAGAGGUGACGACGGUUCUCAUCUCUCUUUUAUGCCUCCACGAGAACAUGGCCGAAAACACUCUGAAGAUACAUCAGGGUCUACAUCCCACGCCACUUCCGAAUCCUCUGCGCGGCCGACUUUGAGCAGAACCACUAGUGGUGGACGACCGAGAUUGCCGGUUCUGGCCACGGCCGGAAAGUCGAGGGCGAGGCCUCAGAUUCCUCGACGGAAAUCCAGUUCACAGAAAUCUCCGGGGGGUCAAAGUGCGCCAAAGUCUCCACGGGCACAGCCAGGGCCUGCUGCGGCUGAUGUCACAAAUCAAGACACGGCUGAAGUUGUCAGCCAUCUCGCCGCCAGAGGUCCCCCCCCUGGCUUGCCAAUUGUGCCUUCAAGCACCAGUGGACCGCCUUUCGCUCUUCCGUCCGCCUCUUCAUGGCAGAGCGUAGAUUCGGCUUCUGACCCUCCCUUAGCGACCACUGCUCCCCAUGUGCCUACUUCUUCGGGAGAGUUGGUCGACCCAGAUUUCCGAAACAAAUUUGUCGAGACACAGAGGAAAUUGGUUAGUUCGACAAAUCUUGCUGGACUAAAUCGAAUCAAAAAGACAGGUAGUGUCGUCCGAUUUGCAGAUGAAGUACCCCAGGGAUUGCGGAAGGGAAAGGAAAGGGAGAAGGAAGCCAUGUUCCCGGUGCAAGAUGAAAAUCCUGGAUCUUCACGGUUGCGGACGAGUAUGUCCAGUCAAGCAGUCUCCGAUGAUGCCGAUGACUCCGAAUCCUCUUCGGAGAACAUGCAACUCCCACGCACCAAGAGCCAGCUGAGUCUUUUGAUUCAGAUCAGAAGAAAUGAAACAGGAAGCUCCGACAUUGGCCCUGCGACAGAACCGCAGGACUCCAAGGAGAAAGCGAAGGGGAAAGAAAAGGAGGGGGACAAUGAGAAGGAGAAGAAGGAGAAGGAGGAGGAGAAAGAGAAAGAGAUGGAAAUGGAAAUCGAGAGGGUGAUGGAAAUGGAGAAGGUGAAGGGGAAGGGGAAUGUCCAGCUCACUGGAGCACAACUUCUAAGAAUGGCUCGACGUGACGGCGUGACGAAGAGCGGCGGCAUCCAGGUACCCAAGCAGCAUCGAAUAAGCGAAAUUGAAGACCCUGGAUACCGGUCGCCCUCAAGUCCUGAGCCUUUGUUUUGA
Messenger RNA from Fonsecaea erecta, 1629 nucleotides. RefSeq lists its product as hypothetical. The transcript is spliced from 4 exons. NCBI's taxonomy places the organism in Eukaryota, Fungi, Ascomycota, Eurotiomycetes, Chaetothyriales, Herpotrichiellaceae. The coding region runs from base 1 to 1629 and encodes 542 amino acids. The record is from RefSeq and is a predicted model, not a curated record.